CAGAAAACGUCAAAUUCUGUUUGACUGUUGUGUUUGUGUUUAACUUUGACAUUUCCCAUCGAUUUUGUCUAACUUCGUUCGUAUGACUUUGUUGAGGAUAAUAAACGUCAAAUUUUCAUUUUAAAUAAGUGUGUCCUGUGCUAUUUAAUUAAUUAAUGUUUUAAAAAUACCACUUAAUAAAAUGGAUACUAUAGAAUCACAAGUUAAUUUAAAUAAACCAUCAUCUAAAGAGGAUAUACCGCUAAUCUCUAAACCACAUCGAGACCCUUUUCUGUUAAGCUGUUGGUGCUCCAUAUGGCGAAGAUGCUGUGGUCCCCGAGAAUUAAGAUCGAGAACUAUUUGCUUAGGCAAGCCCAUGACUGGACAGUUUCCAGAAAACACAAUUAGAAAUCAGAAAUAUAAUAUUAUCACAUUUCUGCCACUUGUACUCUACCAGCAAUUUAAAUUUUUUCUCAAUUUAUAUUUUCUUAUAAUGGCAAUCAGUCAAUUUGUGCCUGAUAUAAGAAUAGGAUAUCUUUAUACUUACUGGGGCCCACUGUGUUUUGUGCUCUUUGUAACCAUCUGUAGAGAAGCUGUUGAUGAUUUAAGAAGGCAUAAACGUGACCAGGAAGUAAACAACCAAAAAUGUAAAAGACUUUCAAGAAAAGAUGAUAAACAAAUUGAAAUUGUUUCAGCUUCUAAAUUAAAGGUUGGAGAUUUAAUCAUUGUGGACAAAGAUGAAAGAGUGCCAGCUGAUUUGGUUCUUUUAAGAACAUCAGAAAGAAGUGGAACUGUUUUUGUAAGGACUGAUCAAUUGGACGGAGAGACAGAUUGGAAAUUACGAUUGGCAAUACCUGCCACUCAGAAACUUCCAUCCGAUUCACAUCUGUUUGAUAUAAAUGCUAGUAUAUAUGCCGAAAAGCCUCAGAAAGAUAUCCAUUCAUUCAUAGGGACAUUUAUAAGGCAUGAUUCGGUGAAUUCUGAUGAGAGUUUAGACUUGGAAAAUACUAUUUGGAGUAAUUGUGUUGUUGCUUCUGGUCAAGCUUUAGGCGUGGUCAUAUACACAGGUCCAGAAACACGUUCAGUUAUGAAUAAUUCUGCACCUCGUUCAAAGGUCGGUCUUUUAGACAUGGAAUUAAACACUAUAACAAAAUUACUGUUCGGAGCUGUCGUAGGUCUGGCUUUGAUUAUGAUGAUUUUAAAAGGGUUUAAUGGCCCUUGGUACCGUUAUAUGUUUAGAUUUGUGCUACUAUUUUCAUAUAUUAUACCUAUAAGUUUACGAGUGAAUUUAGAUAUGGGAAAAUCGUUCUAUUCAUGGUCAAUUAGUCAUGACCCAAACAUGAAAGGCACCCAAGUGAGAUGUACAACUAUACCAGAAGAAUUAGGUCGUAUUUCGUACCUUUUGUCUGACAAAACUGGUACUCUCACUCAGAAUUCGAUGGUUUUAAAGAGAGUACACAUGGGUACAGUCAAUUAUGCACAAGAUGGAUUCUUAGAAGUUCAAAACGUAUUACGACAAAGUUACAGUGGUGGCGAAAGUGUAACGUAUAUGGCUCAUUCUGGAAAAAUGAGAAAAUCGGAAAAUACAAGGAUUAAAGAUGCUGUCCAAGCCUUGGCUUUGUGUCACAAUGUCACACCAGUUUAUGAAAAUACCGAAACUCUUGAUAAUAAUUCAAUUGCUUCUGAUACUGAAGCAGAUCAGCACAUGCAAGUUUCCACAGAACGUGUGGUAACUUAUCAAGCCUCAAGUCCAGAUGAGGUAGCUCUAGUGCAAUGGACACAAGAAAUGGGCUUAUCACUCACAAGGCGUGAAUUAAAUAGCAUGCAGCUCAGGACACCCAACGGACAUUUACUCAACUACUCAAUUCUUAUCGUUUUUCCAUUCACGAGUGAAACUAAACGAAUGGGUAUAAUUGUUAAAGACCAAGAAACUGGCGAAAUAGUUUUUUAUCUAAAGGGAGCCGAUGUUGUAAUGUCUAAUAUAGUGCAGUACACAGAUUGGCUAGAAGAAGAAUGCGGCAACAUGGCUAGAGACGGAUUAAGAACUUUGGUAGUUGCAAGAAAGGUUUUAUCCGAAGAGCAAUUUAAUGAUUUCGAAACACGUUAUUCCGCUGCGCGAAUGUCUGUUUCUGAUCGAGUUCAGAGGGUUGCACAAGUUAUCGAAUCGCUUGAGAGGGAAAUGGAAUUGUUAUGUGUAACUGGAGUAGAAGACAAAUUACAGGACAAUGUACGACCGACACUAGAAUUAUUACGAAAUGCUGGCAUCAAAAUAUGGAUGUUAACGGGUGACAAAUUGGAAACAGCGACUUGUAUUGCUAAAAGUUCCCGAUUGGUUUCAAAAACUCAAGGCUUGUAUGUAUUAAAAAAGGUUGUCACAAGAACUGAUGCUCACCUGGAAUUAAAUACAUUCAGGCGCCGUGCGGACUGUGCCCUCGUGGUUAGUGGAGACAGUUUAGAAGUAUGUCUCAGUUACUAUCAACAGGAAUUUUUAGAAUUGGCUACUGCGGCACCAGCAGUUGUGUGCUGUCGUUGUUCUCCAACACAAAAAGCUCAAAUUGUUCAAUUGAUCCAAAAACAUACUGGGAAACGCACGGCUGCCGUCGGUGACGGAGGCAACGAUGUGAGCAUGAUCCAACAGGCGGACGCUGGUAUAGGUAUAGAAGGUCGUGAGGGCAAACAGGCCAGUCUUGCUGGUGACUUCAGCAUACCUCAGUUCUCGCACUUGGCUCGCCUGCUACUCGUGCACGGUCGCAGAUCAUACAAACGAUCUGCUUCACUGUCCCAAUUUGUCAUACAUAGGGGACUUAUAAUAUCGAUUAUGCAAGCCGUUUUCAGCAGUGUUUUUUAUCUCAGUUCCGUUGCCCUUUAUCAAGGAUUUCUUAUGGUCGGAUAUGCAACAGUGUAUACAAUGUUUCCGGUUUUCAGUUUAGUAUUGGAUCAGGAUGUGAAUGCAGAAAUGGCUCUUACAUAUCCAGAACUUUACAAAGAAUUAGCAAAAGGAAGAAGUUUGUCGUUCAAAACGUUCUUCAUGUGGGUGCUGAUUUCGAUUUAUCAAGGUGGUGUAAUAAUGUAUGGAGCACUGCUGCUAUUCGAAGAUGAAUUUAUCCACAUUGUGGCGAUUAGCUUCAGCGCUUUAAUUCUUACCGAAUUAAUCAUGGUUGCUUUGAACAUUAGAACAUGGCACUAUCUGAUGAUCCUCGCCGAGCUUCUCUCUUUGGCACUUUACGUUAUGUCGCUCAUAAUUUUGCACGAUUACUUCGAUUCUGAAUUUAUCAGAACUUUCGACUUUUUCUGGAAAGUAUUGGCUAUUACUUUGGUAUCUUGUUUGCCACUUUAUAUACUGAAGUUUUUGCGUAAAAAGUUCUCUCCUCCAAGCUACACUAAAUUAUCGUAAAGCUAUCAAGAUUUAGGUACAUAUUUAUUAGUAAGUUUUAUUCGUCCACGUUGUUUUUCAACAACUGUUUAUUUAAAUUCACGAGUAUCAUAAUGUUAUGCGUUUCAGUGAAGAAGUGAAAGAUAAGAACAUUAAAUAUUCCAUAAAGCAGAAUUUUGCACACUUUUUUAUUUGAUGUUUUAGCAAUAUUACUAGUUCCUCCAAGGUGCAUUUGCAGAGAAAAAUAUUAACCUAUAAAAUUAUUAAAUUUUGCACCUAGUUCUUUUUAAUAUGAAUAUUGUUUUAAUUAAUUGU
Molecule: messenger RNA, 3667 nt
Organism: Agrilus planipennis (emerald ash borer)
Lineage: Eukaryota; Metazoa; Arthropoda; Insecta; Coleoptera; Buprestidae
Gene: Atp9b
Product: probable phospholipid-transporting ATPase IIB
Exons: 15
Coding region: 182-3373 (1063 amino acids)
Biological process (GO): retrograde vesicle-mediated transport, Golgi to endoplasmic reticulum; phospholipid translocation; endocytosis
Cellular component (GO): endosome; trans-Golgi network; plasma membrane
Molecular function (GO): ATP binding; magnesium ion binding; ATPase-coupled intramembrane lipid carrier activity
Source: RefSeq, a predicted model, not a curated record